UUUCUACCAUGAAGUUAUUCUUAGUACUGUCGAUGGCUUUGGCCAUAGCCGUUGGAGCGGCCAUCGAAAAGCCCGCUGAGAAGGUGGAAGCGGACAAGGAUUCGGAAAAGACGGAGUCCAAAGUGGAAGAAAGUGACGCCAAAGUGCAGGAGAAGCGUGGCCUGUUUGAUUUCGGAUAUGGAGCAGAACCGGAGUUGCACGGUGGGUUCAAGCCGUCGUUUGGCGUUGAUUCCGGCAGUGUGGCGUCGAGUCGCCAUUAUGAUGAUUACAUCCACGAGGAUCAUCAAACGGUGAUCCACAAGGAGGUGAAAGUACCGUAUCCGGUUGAGGUGGAAAAGCACGUGUAUGUCGAGAAGAAGGUCCCAGUUCAUAUCGACCGACCCGUGCCUUACCCGGUGACCGUGGAGAAGAAGGUUCCAGUUUAUAUCGAAAAGCAUGUUCCAUAUCCGGUGGAUCGCCCCGUGCCAUAUCCAGUGAAGGUUCCAUAUCCGGUCCAUGUGGAGAAGAAGGUCCCUGUGUACGUUGAGAAGGAGGUUCACGUUGACCGCCCGGUUCCGUAUCCGGUCCACGUGGAGAAAGAAGUCCCAGUUUACAUCGAGAAGAAGGUCCCCGUGAUAGUCGAGAAGAAAGUUCCGGUCCGCGUUGAGGUGCCCGUUCCGGUAGUUCAUAGAGUCGAGGUUCCCGUUGACAAGCCGUACCCUGUCCAUGUUCCGAAGCCAUACCCCGUGUACAUCGAGAAGGAGGUCAUCAAGCACGUCGAUCGCCCAGUUCCAGUAGAAGUUGAGAAACCGGUUCAUGUCCCGGUGUACCACAAGGUCGAAGUCCAGAAACCGUAUCCAGUGUACGUUGAAAAGCCAGUUUAUGAGGACAAGGAGAGUGAAGAGUAUCAGCACCGUUACGAGCAGUACAAGCAGCAUCAACACCAGCAGGAAGAACAGUACCAGCAUCACCAGCAUCAAGAACAGUACCAGCAUCACCAACACCAGCAGGAAGAACAGUACCAACAUCACCAACAUCAACAGGACGAACAUCACCACGUAGGUCCCAGCUAUAUCCGCGAUCCGAUCCACGUGGUCGAUGAACGAUCUCAUCAGGCGAGCCACGAAAGCCAGGAGCAUCAUCCCGAACAGCAGGAGUACGCCGAAUCGUCCAAGAAAGAGGUGAAGAGCGUGGUGCCAGCUGCCAAACCUGCCGAAGACAAGCCAAAGCACCAGGAGCAGCACCACCACAUCCCGUCCCAUCGUGCCAACAACGAUCAGUGA
Messenger RNA from Culex quinquefasciatus (southern house mosquito), 1262 nucleotides. RefSeq names its product involucrin. The record is from RefSeq and is a predicted model, not a curated record. The transcript is spliced from 2 exons. The coding region runs from base 9 to 1262 and encodes 417 amino acids. Lineage: Eukaryota; Metazoa; Arthropoda; Insecta; Diptera; Culicidae.